Molecule: messenger RNA, 509 nt
Organism: Andrographis paniculata
Lineage: Eukaryota; Viridiplantae; Streptophyta; Magnoliopsida; Lamiales; Acanthaceae
Product: non-specific lipid-transfer protein 1-like
Exons: 2
Coding region: 1-420 (139 amino acids)
Biological process (GO): lipid transport
Cellular component (GO): membrane
Molecular function (GO): lipid binding
Source: RefSeq, a predicted model, not a curated record
AUGGGUGAUGGUGGAGGAAACAUGAGUAAUACUAACAACAGUAAUAAUUUUAAGUGGUUGAUGGGUGCAGCAGUGACGGUGACAGUGAUGAUAAUGGCGGUGGGGAUUACGCCAUCUUAUUCUUCUUCGUCUUCGUCAGGGUCAGGGGGGCUCGACUGCGGGUCGGUGGUGUCGUAUCUGAAACCGUGCGUCCCGUAUUUGGGCGGGGGCGGGGGAUCCGUCGGGGGCAAGUGCUGCGCGGGGGCCAAGGCCCUGUACGCGGCGGCGAAGACCACCAAGGACCGCCAAACAGUGUGCAGGUGCGUGGUGUCAGCGGCGGGGCCUGCCAACAUCGCCCGCGCCGCAGCCAUCCCCAGCCAAUGCGGCAUCCACAUUCCUUACAAGAUCACCUCCUCCACCGACUGCUCCAAGGUGAAAUAAUCUAUCUUUCCCCCGUCUCUGGGAUAUAUGGGAGUACCUACCUACCUGCCCUACCUGGCUUGGACAUUGGAGCUGCUACAGUGCACUGC